AUGUAUAUCCGUUCAUUUCAUACAGCGUCCCGUUUACUGAGUAAUGGGACGGUAAGAGCUACCUUAUUCUCUAAGAGCAAAUGCGGUUUGUGUGAUAAUGCCUCUAACGUUAUGGAAAAGGUUUUAAAAAAAAGGCCACAAGUCGAUUAUUCUGUGGUGAAAAUUGAUGACCCUAAAAACCACGAAUGGUGGGAGAAGUAUUGUUUCGAUGUACCUGUGCUACAUCUUGAAACACCAGUUAGAGAGGGAUCUCUGAUCAAAGUAUUUCACCGAUUGGAAGAAGAAGAUGUUUUAGAUAAAAUCAAAGGUUUGGAGUGA
Messenger RNA from Zygosaccharomyces rouxii, 318 nucleotides. It is a transcript of the gene MGP12, whose product is annotated as Mgp12p. The record is from RefSeq and is a predicted model, not a curated record. The coding region runs from base 1 to 318 and encodes 105 amino acids. Lineage: Eukaryota; Fungi; Ascomycota; Saccharomycetes; Saccharomycetales; Saccharomycetaceae. The transcript has a single exon.